Zalophus californianus (California sea lion) is the source of this 1027-nucleotide messenger RNA. RefSeq names its product natural killer cells antigen CD94-like. The transcript is spliced from 7 exons. The record is from RefSeq and is a predicted model, not a curated record. Bases 116 to 784 code for a protein of 222 amino acids. Lineage: Eukaryota; Metazoa; Chordata; Mammalia; Carnivora; Otariidae.
GCCUACUAGAGUCAAAGCAGAGGUGAAAGGCCUGCAGAGCCAGGACAUCAUAGCUGUGUUCCUGACCACUCUAUUUCUCCAGCUGGUGAGAUCCCAAGGCACAGAUCCCUCAAAAAUGAGCGAGGAGAGAGUGACAUACGUGAACCUGAAAUUACCCUAUUCGAGGAAACAGAAGGGUGAAAGAUGUCCAAUGAAUAGAAGGAGAGAAUUUCCAUGGCAUAUUGUUGCAUUAUCCCUGGGAGUUAUAUGUGUUAUCUUCCUGCUGACAAUCACAGGCUUAAUAAAUAUGCUUUUUCAGAGGUGUUCUGGAAACACAAUGCAAGAUAUGAAAGACAUAAAAGACAAAAAUGCUUCCUUUGCAGAAGUUGAAGGUCACUUAAUUUUACCAUCUAUUACAGAUAAAGACUAUAUCAGUCUUGAAGAAAAAAUGUCCUGCUGUGGAAGAAGCUGUUACUAUUUUUCAAAGGAAGAGAAGACUUGGGAGAGGAGUAAGGAGUCAUGCCAAAACAUGCGUUCUAGUCUCUUUAGGAUUGAUAAUAAAGAGGAGCAGAACUUCAUUCAAUCAAAAAUAAAAUACAAUUAUUGGAUUGGAUUAUAUAAAGUAGGAGCUAAGCAUCCCUGGAAGUGGCUGGAUGACACACUCUUAUCUCAGAUGGUGCAUCUCCAACAGAGUUUACCAGAUAUAAAAUGUGGAUUCCUCAACUCAUCAAAUAUUUUUAGUGCUGAUUGUAGUAAACGCUUUCGUUACAUUUGUGAAAAGGAGUUCACUGGCCAUGAUAAUUAAAAGAAUUAUUGUCAAAAAAAAUAAAAGAAUUAUUGUCAUCAAAGUUUUAAUAUUUUCAUUCUUUAAUAGGUAUUAGGAAAAAGCUCAGGGUAUUGAGUCAAAUUAGUCAACUAUGCUUGGUUUACAAAGGAUUAUGAUCUUUCAAACCACAUUCAGCAAGCAUAAAAAAUAAAUUUUAUAAAUAGUAAAUUAUACAUCCAAAAAAUGAACAUAUUGUUUUGGAAGUUCAAGAACCAAUCCAUC